AUGGAUGGAAGGCCCGCCUACGAGAGGACUCUUACAGAGUCCGAGCUGCUUGAGCAGCUCCCGAAUGAGAUCUCAAGUCUCAUUCGGUCUGCCUCGGGGACUCGGCAGCUUCACGCGCUUGCUCUUGGAGCAUUAAACAGUGAAUUCACAGAAAGUAUUUUCCGACUUUACGAACCGAUCGUGGUCGAUCUCGCAGCUCGAUGGCUUCGAUCGGAUCUCAAUGCCGACCCUAUCCAUGUCCUGGCGGCAUUUGCCCGCAUCCUACCUUUCGCGGCAUACCUCCGACCUUUCGCCAGCCAAUAUGCCUCGUCACAGGCUGGAAGCCUCUCUGCUCUAGUUGGGUCAAAAGAGUUGACGUUACGGCAGUUGGACCUAAAUGAUACCCGUACAUUACUCCUCGCCCUAUUCCGACUGCUGUCAUUUGAUUUGGACACCUUCGCCAAAGCCGUGUCACCGAUUCAACUCCAAUCUCUGUUCCCCCACGAAGACCAAGUAAUCCGAUACCUUGCGGUCCGAUGCUUUGCCCUCUAUAUGCAUGCUGCCGAUGCAGCUACCCAAAAUAUGCUGCGCGCCAAUACCGGCGUUGACCCAAUUGAAGGGAGUUGGGAAGGGAUCACAAUUGAUUUCCGACUUUUGGGGUUGUGGGAGGAACGGCGAUGGGAAACCCUGGAGAGGCAUAUCCAACAGAAGAACGUGACACGGUCAGAGAGCGAAGCAAUGGCACUGGUUGAUAGAACCCGAGGCUCUCUCACAGCUAGGUCUGCUGAUGUUUCCGGCGUCUUGAUUCCUCGACUGAAGGACGCCGACUCAUUCUCCUCUUCUAUUGUGAAGACCCCCACCACGACGGCAAACAUUCGCCGCAUUGCGCGGUCUCUUCUUGGGUUCAAGCCUAUCCUGUUGGUCGGUUUACCCAACUCCGGCAAAACCUCUCUGAUCAACGACAUUGCCGGUGUAAUGGGCCAGGCCGAGUCGAUGGUCACGCUGCAUCUCAACGAGCAGACAGAUGCCAAAAGUCUGCUCGGAAUGUACGCGACGUCGUCUGCCACAGGUUCUUUCUCCUGGCAGCCCGGUGUGCUCACAAAGGCUGCACGAGAAGGUCGUUGGGUUUUGAUUGAAGACCUCGACCGUGCUCCAUCCGAAGUCCUCGGUCUAAUCCUCCCGAUUAUUGAGCGAGGAGAACUGACAAUUGCGAGCCGGAGGGAGCGGAUAAAGUGCGCCGAGGGGUUCAAGAUUAUCGCCACUAUGAAAUCUUCAUAUAAUAUUGCAGGAGAGGAAGUUGCCCCAAGCACCUCGAUGCUCGGCAGUCGUCUGUGGCAAAGAGUUCCCGUGGCUUCUCUCUCUGUCGACGAGAUGCGAGAUGUAAUUCUGCAAAAAUUUCCUCUUCUGGAGUCUCGUGUGCCAAUUAUCAUGGAAGUAUACAGGAGGGUUUGCUCUGCUUUCCAUGGAAGCUUGGCGAUCAAGGGUUCCCAAGGCCGGACGCCGGGCUUCCGUGAUCUAAUCAAGCUUUGCAGCCGACUGCAUCGGCGACUACAACUCAUUGGUGCAAAGACCGGCUUUGAAGCUACCCCGGAAGGUGUCGACGAUGAGAUCCUCUUAGAUGUUGUGGACAUUUUCCUCAAGUAUCUUCCUGAGAAGUCUAUGCAAAGCUCUCUCGCUUCUGUGGUUGCGGAGGCUCUCCAAAUCUCGCCCCAGCGUGCACAAUUCUGCCUUGAGGAACGUACGCCAAACUAUAACGAUAAGAACAACUCUUUAGUGCUUGGACGAGAGGUUUUGCAGAAAAUCAAAGUGCCAAGCGGUGCGGCACAGAAGCUCGCUGCUGCGGCGUCACGAUUUGCUUCGACAAGAUCAGCGCUUUCUAUUAUGGAGCAAGUCGCUGCCGCAGUGCAAAUGGCGGAACCUGUCCUCCUUGUUGGAGAGACUGGUAUUGGCAAAACCACUGUGAUUCAGCAACUUGCUACCUUGAUGCGCCAGAAGCUCACUGUCGUCAACCUGUCACAACAAUCAGAGAGCACUGAUCUUCUGGGAGGAUUCAAACCCGUCAGUAUUCGCACAAUGGCGGUGCCGAUGCUUGACGAGUUUACUCAGCUGUUCGAAUUGACCUUCUCAGCGAAAAAGAAUCAGAAAUUCCUUUCCUCCGUGUCCAAGAGUGUCGCUUCAGGAAAUUGGGUGCGUCUGGUUAAUCUUUGGCACGAGGCUGUCCGGUUGGCCAACGGAGUCUUCAAUCCCGCGCGCAACAGCUUGAAAGAGACCGAGAAUGGCGAUGAGCAACAGCCAGCCAAGAAGAGAAAGUUGGACUCCCCCAAAUAUCAACACUUGCGACAGCAAUGGGAGAGAUUCGAGGCUCAACUUGCGGAUUUCGAAGCCCAGGUCUCCCAGGGCGAUGCGAAAUUCGCGUUUGCCUUUGUGCAUGGAAAAAUUGUCCGAGCCUUGAGGAACGGCGAAUGGGUUUUGCUGGACGAAGUGAACUUGGCCUCCCCCGAUACUCUUGAGAAUAUUGCCAGUCUCUUGCACCACGGCGGCGAGGGCUCGCCUUCUGUCCUUCUCUCUGAGGCUGGUGACGUGGAGCGAGUGUUCGGCCAUCCUGACUUCCGUAUCUUUGGUGCUAUGAAUCCUGCAACCGACGCCGGCAAACGUGAUUUGCCUCCUGGCCUGCGUUCUCGAUUCACCGAAUUCUAUGUUCACUCCCCCGACACCGACCUGGAUGAUCUCUUGGCUUUGAUUGAGAAGUAUCUUGGUACCUUGACAAUGGGCGACCCACGUGCCGCACCCGAUCUUGCGCAGCUGUAUAUGGAGACCAAGAAGCUGAGCAACGAGAACAAGCUCACAGAUGGAGCCGGACAGCGACCACAUUUCAGUAUUCGAACUCUUGUUCGAGCCUUGAUCUAUGUGAUUGAUCACGCACAUGUAUACGGCCUGCGUCGAGCGAUCUUUGAGGGAUUCAGCAUGAGUUUCUUGACCGUGCUGGGCCUGGAAUCCGAACGAUCUCUUGUCCCGUUGCUGGAAAAGCACAUCUUCGAAAAUGCAAAGAACGCCAAAUCGUUACUUGGACGAACCCCCAGACCUCCCGAGGAUGGCCUCGACUAUGUUCAAUUCAAGCACUAUUGGAUGCGUCGUGGUCCUUUGGUCCCAGAGGAGCAGCCCCAUUAUAUCAUUACUCCUUUCAUUGAGAAGAAUCUCAAAAAUUUGGUCCGCGCCAGCUCUACACGUCGCUUCCCUGUCUUGCUACAAGGUCCUACCUCAGCAGGAAAGACAAGUAUGAUUGAAUAUCUGGCAAAGGUCUCCGGCAACAAAUUUGUUCGUAUCAACAACCAUGAACAUACAGACCUGCAAGAGUACCUAGGAUCCUAUAUUUCAUCUGAAGAUGGGAGCUUGCGGUACCAGGAAGGUGUCUUGGUGGAGGCUCUGCGAAAUGGGUAUUGGAUCGUCCUUGAUGAGCUGAACUUGGCCCCCUCCGAUGUCCUUGAGGCGCUGAAUCGUCUUUUGGAUGAUAAUCGGGAGCUCUUCAUCCCUGAGACCCAGGAAGUGGUUCACCCUCAUCCUAACUUUAUGCUCUUCGCUACACAAAAUCCUGCUGGUCUGUAUGGUGGUCGAAAGGUUCUCUCUCGUGCGUUCCGAAAUCGUUUCCUUGAGCUCCACUUUGAUGACAUUCCGGAGAGCGAGCUGGAGUUCAUCCUCAAAGAGCGUUCUCAGAUUGCCCCCUCAUUCUGCACACGAAUCGUCUCGGUCUAUCGCAAGCUUUCUCUGCUCCGUCAGUCCAACCGACUGUUUGAGCAGAAGAACAGCUUCGCUACUCUCCGUGAUUUGUUCCGUUGGGCCCUUCGCGAUGCCGAUGACCGCGAACAAUUGGCAGUAAAUGGCUAUAUGCUCCUUGGGGAGCGUGUUCGCAACCCCCAAGAGAAAGCUGCCGUGAAAAGCGUGAUUGAAGAGGUCAUGAAGGUUCGUUUGGACGAAGACGUGCUUUACAGCGAGUCACAGCUUGAGCAGAGUGUUCCCCAGAUGGCUGGGCUACCCUCUGGCAUUGUUUGGACCAAGGCUAUGAGGCGCCUUUUCAUUCUCGUCUCCAAGGCUCUCAAAAACAACGAGCCGGUUCUUCUCGUUGGAGAGACUGGAUGUGGUAAAACACAGCUCUGUCAGGCCGUAGCUGAGGCCUUCAAGCGCGAGUUGUUCAUUGUAAACGCCCAUGUCAAUCUCGAGACGGGUGAUCUUAUCGGUGCUCAAAGGCCCAUCCGAAAUCGUGCAGCAAUUGAGAAGCAAAUUUUCGAAGAUCUGCAAUUGUUUAUUCAUGGGCAGCCAUCAACAAGCUUGUCACUCGAACAGUUGAAGCAGGAGUUAUCAACUCUCGAUGUUCAGCAAAGACAAGACAAAGAUCAAGACCUUUUGCGCCGCAUCGAGAAGAACAUCAUUCGAUGCAACGCGCUCUUUGAGUGGUCCGACGGAAGUCUCAUUACUGCCAUGAAGACUGGCCAGUUCUUCCUGCUUGACGAAAUUUCCCUUGCUGACGAUUCAGUUCUGGAGCGACUGAAUAGUGUGCUGGAGCCUCAUCGAUCAAUUCUCUUAGCCGAGAAGGGUCCAAUUGACUCCAUGGUCGUGGCCGACGGAGGGUUCCAAUUUUUGUCAACCAUGAACCCUGGAGGUGACUACGGUAAACGAGAGCUUUCAGCUGCUCUCCGAAACCGCAUGACAGAAAUCUGGGCUCCUCAACUUUCUGAAGACGAGGAUAUUCUCCCUAUCCUGCAAAUGAGGUUGACCCUCAAGGAUGAGAAUAUGGCAAGGUCGAUGCUUCGGUUUGCGAAAUGGUUCAAGGCUACUUUCCAGAACACUUCAACUACCUCCCUUUCUCUCCGUGAUCUUCUUGCCUGGGUUGACUUUGUGAACACCUGCCAAAGUGAGGAUACAUUGUUCGCUAUCGUCCAAGGUGCAGCCAUGGUCUUUAUCGAUACUCUCGGUGCCAAUCCAGCCGCAAUGCUUGCAAUUUCUUUGAAUAAUCUCGAUGGCAAUCGACAGAAGUGCCUGGACAAACUGGGUGAAUUAUUCAGUGUUGAUGCCUCUAAGAUUUACUGGCAAUCUUCGACGGUCUCCCUUGAGCCCGGUUUCCUGCAGGUCGGUCCGUUUUCUCUGCCAACCGUUGGGGAGACCGAUCCUGAUCCGCAAUUCACCAUGGAUGCACCGACCACAAUUGCCAACUCUGUGAGAAUCGCCCGUGGUUUGCAAUCUUCUAAACCCAUCCUCAUGGAGGGUAGUCCUGGUGUUGGUAAAACCACACUCGUGACAGCACUCGCCAAAGCUCUUGGCAAGCCCCUGACUCGAAUCAACCUUUCAGAGCAGACAGAUCUCACAGAUCUCUUCGGAUCAGACGUCCCUGUCGAAGGAGGCGAUGUUGGACAAUUCACUUGGCGCGACGCUCCGUUCCUGCGAGCGAUGCAGCGUGGCGAUUGGGUUCUUCUGGACGAAAUGAACUUGGCCUCGCAGUCCGUCCUCGAAGGUCUCAACUCUUGUCUGGACCAUCGUCAGCAGGUCUACAUUGCCGAACUUGACCAGACUUUUAAACGUCACCCAGACUUUGUCCUAUUUGCUGCUCAAAACCCCCACCACCAGGGAGGUGGCAGAAAGGGUCUUCCUGCAUCUUUCGUCAAUCGUUUCACUGUUGUCUAUGCAGACAGCUUUACCGAUGCAGAUUUGAAAACGAUCUGCACGAAGCUCUUCCCCGGAAGUCCCCGUUCACAGACCGAAAGGCUGGUUGACUUCAUCUCCAGCCUCAACACAGCGAUUGUCACCGAACGCAGACUUGGAGCUAUCGGUGGCCCAUGGGAGGUCAACCUGCGAGACAUUCAGCGAUGGCUCCAGUUGGCCGACCGGGGAGAUUUGCAGAUUCCAACCAAGCACUUCCUGGACAUUGUCAUCAGCCAAAGGUUCAGAAGUCAAGAUGAUCGCGCGCAAGUUGCUCAAAUCUACGACCGCAUUUUCAAAGAUUCAGAGAUUGGCCAGAAGAGCUACUUCCACAACCUGACCCCGGAUUACCUACAGGUUGGCCUGGGUAUUUUGACUCGAGACCCCCUGUUACAACGCUCGCUUGCACCGCACAUGAAAAUUCUCCCCAAUGAUCUUCAUAUUCUCGAGUCUCUUAUCCUAUGUAUUGACAACUCCUGGCCCAGUAUUCUCGUUGGUCCUGCUGGCUGUGGUAAGACAACCUUGAUCAAGAAGCUCGCAGCUAUCAAUGGUGCAAACCUGGAGGAGCUCGCUCUGAGCGCCGACACCGACACCAUGGACUUGAUUGGUGGCUUUGAGCAGAUUGAUCAUCGAAGAGAGGUCGCCUCUUUCAUCCAUGAUGUCGAGAUCUUCCUACGAAACCAGAUCAUUCAUUCGUUCGCGUCUGGUAACGUCUCCGAGUCUGUGGCCCUGGCUCUCCAGAUUUGCCAACAUUUCCAAAGCCCAGAAACCUCGCUGGAAACCGUGGUCUCAUCACUGUCAGAUCUUUGCCAGUCGUUCUCUGAUCCAACCCUGCAACAAUUCCUUGAGAGAGCGCAGAGUCUGUUGGAUACCAUCCGUAAUUCCGAUAAGAUGAAGGUUGGCUUUGAGUGGACUGAGGGUGUUCUGACACGGGCUGUUCAGAAUGGAUCCUGGGUCAUUCUUGACAACGCCAAUCUCUGCAACCCGUCUGUUCUGGACAGAUUGAACUCUUUGACAGAGCCCAACGGAACACUUAUUCUCAAUGAACAACGAACCGAGGAUGGAUCCGCUCGCAUCAUUACUCCCCACCCUAACUUCCGCCUCUUUAUGACCAUGGACCCUCGCCAUGGAGAGCUGUCUCGUGCUAUGCGUAACCGAUGCAUUGAGAUCUGCUUCAUGCCAAGCGAAGGACAAGAGUUUUCUACCUCGACAGGUCCCUCCUAUACAUGCGACUCUGCACUCUAUCGACUUCGUCAUGUCUGGAGUUCAAACAAAGCAUUGCCAUCUGAAUCCUCCACGGAAGACUCGUUAGACGUCUGCUUGGACCAUCUCUCCCCUGCAGAUCUCAUCUACCUUCAAAAGUCUCCAGGUACAUUCUUGCCUAAUCAUGCUGAAUCCAAUGCUGAGAGACUUGCCGCGUCCAACACCUUGCAACGCUACAUUUUAACGCUCCAGGAAAAUAACCAGUGGAGACCUCUCAACUUCGUCGCUGGCGAGAUCAUCAUGGCAGGAGCAUCUCUCAGCAUUACGGGCGGACUCCAGCCAAUUCACCCUCUUGUCAACGAGCCCCUCCUGUCAGUGACUGGAGGCAGCGAUUACCGCUCUAGUAUUGUUGUCUUGGCCUACCUUCAAGAGUUUAGGCUCGAGGUUCAUCGUUUAAAACAAUGUUUGGUCCACUCCAAUGACUCUGCAAACCAACUCAAGCCAAGCCAAAUGACACGACUGGAGCGUUCCUUGGCUUCCAGCCGGAUCCAAUCUUUGAUGAAAGACACAACUCAGCCUGUCGGCAGCUUCCUGUCUGAUUGCGGUCAAGCAUUGUACGAUUAUAUUCAGAGCUUGAACGAAGCCAGCCUUGGCUCACCAGAGAUUAUGGCUGCUCUAAGAACGAUCAUCUGCCUCUGCUGGGACAUCUACAAAGCGACUGAUGUGACUCAAGUCAACGAGGGUGAAUUCCAAAUUUACCUGCAGAUUGGAAGAAAGGUCUGUGCAUCUCUACUUGAAUCAUCUCCGUCAUUGAAGCCCCUGGAAAGAGCACUCUCAAAUGCCCUUGCUCGCUUCCAAGCUGGGUGGGCGUUGACUACAGGUCUCAGCAUGCAACGAAUCUGGGAUUCCUGGAGGCAUGUUACACCUUCAUCGCAAGAGCAAUUGAAGUCUCUGAUCGAACUGGAGACCACCGUGUCUGACUUCACCAACUUGGCGUUGCAGACACGCGUUGAGGUUUCUCAGCUGAGCAGUGUGUGGAACUCAUUGAUUGAUGCGCAAAGAUUCAUCCUGCUGGACGGUGCAGACGGAGAUCUACUUCUCGAGGGCAUUAAGCAGACGGUGGCCGAGCUUGGUCAGGCUGUCCGCCGCUCUGAUUCUGCCCAGUAUCCCUAUUUCUCGCAGGAGUUUGAAGCGAUAUGCCAGUAUCAUGAUAUCUCGUCGUUUGGCGCCGAGAAGGCCGUUCAGACAGUGGUGCCCUUGCUUGCUGGUCGCCGUGCACGCUCGCUUGACUCCUCAGCUACCAAAAUUCGGGUUCCGGAGUUGCUCCACAGACUUGCCCUGUUUUCUGGCGCAGGAAAGAAUUCUAGCUCUCCACUGGCCAUUGGUGGGGUUCUCUCGCUAUCCCUGCUGGACCGUUUGACAUCCGUCGGUGCCACUACAUUGGGUCAAAUGGAUCUGCUUCAGGCAGAGAAGGAAGCGCUUUCAAAGGCUCUCUCAAUGAGUAGCAGACAAGUCGCGACAGAACAGUCUAGCGUCCUCAGCCGUGCACUUGCAGCUCUGACAGCCGAGCUGGUCUCUUGCCACAGUGAACUCCUGGAUGCCGAGUCUGCUGGACAUCUUGUCUCGCUUCUUCGAUCCAUUGAAUCAGGAAACGCUAUUGAGGAUGGGGCACUUAUUGCCACCGCGCUCGACUCAGGCCUCGGAGAUGACCACUACUUCAAGAACCUAGCUCAGAAGGCUUUGCCAGCCCUCGUUUCCUCGCUAGUUGCGGUCUCCAAUGGUGAGAAUGCUGUCCGAUUUACUGGGCUCGCAACAGUACAGCUAGCAGUCAUCCUCCUCCGCCUCUUUGUCCCAGACAAGGCCUUUGAUCCUUCGCUUGGUCUCGUUGUCCAACGCAAGCGACACUAUCAACGCCUUGAUGAGAUCAGUGCGAAAUCCAAUGCUAUCCUUGCUUUCGAGAGCACAUUCUCUGGUCAGCCAUCCAACCUGCGCUCCAUUCUUCUGCAAGAGGAGAUUCAGGAAUUGGGAUCUGCCCCACCUCCUUCAUCUGUGACUCGCCCGGAGCAAUCUGAACUGAGUCUGUUACAUGGAGAGUUCAUGAACUUGAUCAACUCUGUCCUCAACCGAAAUCCCGAAGCGAUGGUUGAUUCACCUGAAAGCAUUUCAGAAUCCCGGGAAAUGAUUCAGCUUCUACGUGAUAACAUCGCCCAGCUCACCAUUCGCCUCAGCACAUAUUAUCGAUCCUACGACGACAUUACUGUGCCGGUCGUGCGCUUCCUCCAGCUUCUCGAUGUUGGUCUGUUCCUGGCCUCAAGCGAAGGCGAUCACUCCGGCAAUUCCCGAGAUAUCCAGUCUCUGAGCAACCGCACACCCUUCUUGGGAGGUACUCUUCAUCCUGUUCUUUCUGACAGCAGCACGAUUCCUCCAUACAACCAAAGCAAUGCCGUCGAGAUGCGACUCCACGAAUUGUCUGCCCUCUGGACAGCCAAGGACGCUGAUCCUACCAUGCUUGACAUGAAGUCUGGCCGUGAGACCAUUCGCCGCAUUUUCUCUGACUUCCACUACUUGUGGAAGACGCAGCUCAGAGAGGAUCAGGAGAAGGAAGCAGAGAAGUCCGAGCUUUACCGCUACCGAGGCUCGUGGGAAGAUGAAGAGGAGAUCAACGAAGCUGAGCUUCAUCAGCUCUUCCCUACUUACGACGAAGGAGCUUCUGAAAGCCAAGAAGUCGGCCGAGUUGAUCCUCGCAUGAUUGCCGUGCGACUCUCAGCUCUCCAUGCUAAGAUUGUCGGUGCUCACCGCACCGGCGAGGCUCUUCCUACUUUUGUCAAGGAAUCAGGCCGCCUCUUGGGAUCGAUGUGGUCUUCAAACAAGAGUUCCUUUGCGCCAGUGUCACCCCAACACCAUCUUCCCGCUGUCUUCCUACUCCUUGAAGAUGUCAUGGGCGAGGGAUCUCAAGAUAAUAAGAAGAAAUACAACUUCUAUACCGAUUCCAACCUUGGUGAAGCAAGAAAGCUUGUCGAUCUUACGCUUUCAGUUCAAUCUCGGUUCGCGCAGAUCCAGACUGCCUGGCCAGAGCACGCCGUUCUUCAAGACGUCAUUACCUGCUGUUCAGAGAUCCUCCAGUUCAAGCACACCGAACCUGUUGCCAAAUUCUUGACUAAGCUUGAGAAGCUUCAUUCCUUUGUUCAUGAAUGGCAGCUUGUUGCUAGCAGGGAAUACUCAGCGGCCCCCUUGUAUGACGAGAUCACGGCCAUGACCAUCGGCUGGCGUCGCCUCGAACUGUCUACAUGGGCGAAGCUCUUGGAUCUCGAAAGAGAGCGAUGCGACGAAAACGUUAGCUCCUGGUGGUUCGUUGCAUACGAGGCUCUUCUGGCCGUGCCGCUGCAGAUGGCAGAGUCUGGCGAACAAGACAUGAGUGAGCACAUUCAGGGUGUCAUUGCAACCCUAGAACAAUUCUUUAAAUCCACCUCUCUCGGUCAAUUCACUCGUCGCCUGCAGCUCGUUUCCGAUUUCCAGGCACUGCUCGUGGCAUUCGUCAAUGACCAUCCUUGUCUCGCGCCGCUUGUGUCUGCACUUAGCAAUUUCCUGUCCCACUUCCGGCCCUUUGAGCCGUCGGUUGACAAGAUUCUACAGGAAAAGAGAUCAGCCCUGGAGAAGGACAUUAAGGAGCAGAUUCUAUUGGCAAGCUGGAAGGACACCAACAUCGUUGCCUUGAAGGAGAGUGCUAGAAGGUCUCACGUCAAGUUGUUCAAGCUUGUUCGCAAGUACCGUGCGGCUCUCGCGCAGCCCAUCCAGCCGGUCCUUGAACAAGGCCUUCCUGAAUCUGGAGAUUCUGCCAGCGAAUUGCGCAUCGAGGAGAAGUCUCUACCAACCGCAUUGUACCCUGAAGUCUUGUCCAUUUGUCAGUCAAACAAGAAGCUGUGGUCAUCCAGAGCUCUCCGAUUCCAGAACCCGGAUGGCACAGCUCGCAACAUGAUGAAUCUCUAUUCUUCCAUUCCGCCCGAGUUUGACAUUGCCACGGACCUCGACGGUUUCACAGUCUCUAUCAUUGAGGCCAUCAACGAGUUCAAGUCGUCGACCCCGAAGACUCUGACGGAGGAGAACAAGGAGGAUGUCCAGCACCUCAAGGUACAGAAGCGUCGUCUAUUUGCUGAUACCCUGAAGCGCCUCUUUGAGAUGGGUGUUAAGCGGAAUGCCGGCACAAACCUGAUUGAAGCUCAAGUUUCCCUUGCCCAGGUACUCUCCACCAGCGCUGCCUUUGAAUCUAGUGCCGCAGCCCAAGCGUCAGUUCAGAGUGCCGAUUCCUACUUCCAUAGGCUUCUUGAUCUUGUUCCCCGUGCUCGCUUGGCCACGCGCAAUUACUCUGAUGAGCUCAGCAAUGUCGAAGUUUCCCGCAGUAUGGGCUCUAUUGAGUACCUUUUGUUCAUCAUUCGACGCCAGAGAGGUGCUCUUGCUCCAGCACUCUCUGACCUGGGAGCUCUCAAGUCUACUCUGGAUAAGGCACGGCACUUGUGGACUAUCGGCUCAGACUUGCUCAUCAAGGCUGGCGCCUCUGCCAGCGAGGAACUUCUUGGUCUGACCCGAAUCGUCGCCUGGUUGAGCCCAAUCCUUGGACUUGCAUCAACGAUCAUUGAAGUGCACUCCAGGUUUUCGGGCAUCCCUGUAUCCUCCCUUUCCCAGGAGCUGAAAUCUAGAAAGGCUGCAAUCGACGACCUUCGCCAGUCCCUGCUGUCACAUCCUUCCCUGCCAUCUGGAAUUACCUCCACGAUCCAGAAAGAGCUCAUUCAGCGCACAUGGUCAUCGCUCGCUCAGCUCGAGACUGACCUGAAGACAUGGAUUCAGGACCGCCCUGACCUUUCAUUCGCUUUGGAACAUAUUACUCCAUGGCUUCAGACCAGCAGUGUUCCCCCAGCUGGCCUGCUUGGAAAGGGCACCGUGUCAAUUCAAAGCUUUGAUGACAGUCUUUUGUCUGCAGUUGACAAGAUGCUUGUUGGCCUGCAGCAAUUGAAGGAUGUUCCCACUGCGAUCACCUUUGAUGGUCUCAUGUCACGAAGUGAUGAGUUCUUCUCUCGGGCAUCCAGGGCAGUCCAUCUCAAUGAGAUCACAUCGUCGCUGGCGGACGUUCUCGACAAGCUGCAACAUUUGCAGGACAAGUCCUCCGGCGCCCUUCCCAUGGCUGCCGCUUUGGUUGCCAGUAUCCUGCCCAUUGCCACCAAGUACUACCAAAUCUGCCAGGAUCUGACCGAUCGUUUCAUCUCGGUUCACCGAGAGAUUUGCAAGACUUCUUAUAUCUUGACCAAGACCUUCACUCAAGUAGCAGCCGAAGGAUUCUGCAGCCCUGCUGAAGCGUCCCAGGACGAAGGCAAAGAAGGCAAGAUGGAGAGCGGAACUGGUCUUGGCGAUGGCGAAGGUGCAGAGGACAUUAGCAAGGACGUCGGAGAUGAUGAGGAUCUCUCGGAGCUCGCGCAACAAGCACAAAAGGAGGAUGCCGAGAAAGACGAGAUGGAGGACUCGGCUGAUGCUGUCAAUAUGGACCAAGAGGAAUUAGAAGGUGAAACCGGCGACCACAAGGAAGAAGAAGGCGAUGAAGAAGAUAAGGACGACAAGGAUGAUGACGAAGAGGACGACAUUGAUGAAGAAGUCGGCAGUGUCGAUGACCUCGACUCUGGUGCUGUCGACGAGAAGCUAUGGGAUGGAGCCAACGAUGAACAGCAGAAGGAGACCGAGAACGAAGAAGGAAAGGGCCAGGCCGAGGACGAACAACAGGCUGCUGCACAAGAGCAGAAGAAGGAUGGAGAAGAAGGCCCCAAGGGCGAGGAAGAGGAGGGAGAUGAAGACGAUGACGAGGAAGAAGCCCCUGAUGACGAGGGCGAGGCUAUUGGCCGCGAAGACAUGGAAGUCACUGAUCCUCAGACCAAGGAGGAAGAGACAUUAGAUCUUCCAGACGAGAUGCAGUUGGACGGUGAUGAUAAAGGAGAUGGUGAUGAAGGCGAGGAUGACGAUGGCAUGGAUGAACUCGAUGACAUGGGUCCUCUCCCCGAUGAAGAGCAAAAGGCCGACGAGCAAGAUGAUCAGGCUGGUGAUGAGGAUGUCGAUAUGGCAGCCGACGACCAGGUUCCUGGUGAGGAUGAAGAGAUGGGCGACGAGGGAGAAGAGACCAACGAAGGCGAAGGACAAGAAGAGGAGAAUGAAGCUGGCGGUGAGGAUGCGGAAGAGCUAGAACAGGACGAGUUCCUUGCUCAGCGCGAUGAUAAUGAAGCCGCCGGUGACGAAGUUGCUCCUAGCGAUGCCGUCAACGGUGGUCUUGCUGCCGACCAAGAUCAGAACGAGGACAAGGGUGCCUCAGGUGAUGCCCAGCAAGAGAGUGGUUCCAGCGAUCCCAACGCCAACGCCGAGCAACAGACUGGUGCUGCAAAGGAUAGCGAGGAGAGCAAGCGCAGUCGAGAUUCCGGUGGUGCCGAAGACUCUGCCCCAAAUGAGCCUCAGAUGCAAGCCUUCAAGAAGCUCGGAGACAUCCUUGAGCAAUGGCACCGCCGCCAGAAAGAGGUGCUCAAUCCGUCACAAGAGGAAGAGGAAUCUCAACCUCUUCCUCAAGAUACCGACAUGGCGGAUGCCGAUUUCGAGCAUCUCAAGCAUGACGACGACGUAGCCGACACACAGGCUCUCGGCCAGGCAAACGAAGACCAAGCCAAGGGUCUUGACCAAAACAAGGGCGUCGAGUCUGAGAACCAGCCUGGAGAAAACGAAGCUCUCCCUGAUAUCUCGGAUGAGCUCCAAGACGCUCUGGACAACCAGCUCCAAGACGAGAUGCAGAUCGACCGCGAAGCCGCUCCCACCGAUGGCCAAGCUCCCGGGGCUUUCAUCCCAGGUGAUCGUACAUCAGCAGACCACGCCGACGGCGCUCCUGGUGCCGAAGAUGUGAACGAAGAACUGGAUGAAGUCGACUCGCAACUCGCGGCCAUCCACCUCUCAUCCACCCUCCCACCCCUGACCCCCGAACCCGAAGCCCGUCGUCUCUGGUCCCACUAUGAAAAUGCCACCAACGACCUCUCCCUCUCUCUCACCGAACAACUCCGUCUCAUCCUGGCACCCACAAUGGCCACCAAACUCCGCGGUGACUUCCGCACCGGCAAGCGUCUCAACAUCAAGCGCAUCAUCCCCUACAUUGCCUCCCAGUACAAGCGCGACAAGAUCUGGAUGCGUCGCUCCAUCCCCUCCAAGCGCAACUACCAAAUCAUGCUUGCCGUCGACGACAGCAAGUCCAUGCUGGAGAGUGGCUCUGGCCAACUUGCCUUUGAAACCCUCGCCCUCGUCGCAAAGAGUCUGAGCAUGCUUGAAGCCGGUGAUCUCUGCGUGCUGGGCUUCGGUAACGAAGACCACGUCCGCGUUGCGCACGAGUUCGGCAAGCCGUUCUCCUCCGAGGCCGGUAUGCAGGUCUUCCAGCAUUUCAGCUACCAGCAAACCGGUACAAAUGUGCGCAAGUUGAUUGCGGAUUCGAUCGCGCUCUUCCGCGAGGCUCGCUGGAAGCGUUCUCCCGGCUCAGGCUCUGCCGAUCUGUGGCAGCUCCAGCUUAUUAUCUCUGAUGGUAUUUGUGAAGAUCACGAUACGAUUCGCCGGCUGGUGCGUCAGGCUCUUGAGGAGCGUAUUAUGAUUGUCUUUAUCAUUGUCGAUGCUGUCAAGGGUAGCUCUAUUCUUGAUCUCUCGCAGGCUAGCUUCGAGGCCGACCCUGAUUCUGGCGGUGAGAUGAAGCUGCGCAUGAAGCGGUAUCUUGAGGGUUUCCCCUUCCCUUAUUACUUGGUUGUGAGGGAUGUGCGUGAAUUGCCUUCUGUUUUGGCGACUGCGUUGAAGCAGUGGUUUGCCGAGGUUGUGGAUGUAUCUUCAUGA
Penicillium subrubescens is the source of this 14754-nucleotide messenger RNA. Its product is annotated as AAA family ATPase midasin. The coding region runs from base 1 to 14754 and encodes 4917 amino acids. Gene Ontology annotation, biological process: ribosomal large subunit assembly; rRNA processing. Gene Ontology annotation, cellular component: preribosome, large subunit precursor; nucleus. Lineage: Eukaryota; Fungi; Ascomycota; Eurotiomycetes; Eurotiales; Aspergillaceae. Gene Ontology annotation, molecular function: ATP hydrolysis activity; ATP binding. The transcript has a single exon. The record is from RefSeq and is a predicted model, not a curated record.